Molecule: messenger RNA, 1377 nt
Organism: Penicillium pulvis
Lineage: Eukaryota; Fungi; Ascomycota; Eurotiomycetes; Eurotiales; Aspergillaceae
Exons: 2
Coding region: 1-1377 (458 amino acids)
Biological process (GO): secondary metabolite biosynthetic process
Molecular function (GO): FAD binding
Source: RefSeq, a predicted model, not a curated record
AUGCCAGGCCAAAUCUCAGAAGAAAAUGAAUCCGUCUCGGUGGCUAUCGUCGGCGGUGGAAUAGUCGGUCUUGUCCUCGCUGUCGGUCUCCUCGGCCAGAACAUCAAAGUGAAGGUAUACGAACAAGCAAAAGGCUUUCGUGAGAUCGGCGCCGGAAUCGCAUUCACAGCAAACGCGGUCAAGUGCAUGGAGCAAAUCGAUCCGGAAAUCGUUACAGCUCUGCGCUCUAGUGGAGCGGUUCCUACUUCUAAAGGCGAUGAGACGGAUCCCAACGACUACCUCCGCUGGCUCGACGGGUACAAUAAGCUGCAGAAGAAAGAUGAACCGCACUAUCAGCGCAUGCUGUAUAGACUUGAUGCAGGGUAUAAAGGGUUCGAGGGUUGCAGACGCGAUCGGUUCCUCGAGUCGUUGGUGAAGAUCAUCCCUCCAAACGUGAUUGAGUGUCGGAAGAGACUGGAAACUGUGGAUGAGACAUGCGAAGGGAAGAUUCGCCUGAUAUUUGCGGAUGGGAGUGUGGAGGAGGCUGACGCCGUCAUCGGUUGUGAUGGGAUUAAAUCCCGGGUCCGCUCCCUACUCCUUGGAGAGAAUCAUCCAGCCAGUCAACCCGGAUACACACACAAAGUCGCCUACCGCACCCUUAUUCCCAUGGAAGACGCUAUCAAAGCAUUGGGCGAGUACAAGGCCAACAACCAGCACUAUCACGUCGGCCCAAACGCGCACCUAAUCCACUACCCCGUCGCAAACAGAAAGUUCGUCAAUGCAGCAGCCUUUAUCUCCGAUCCAGAAGAAUGGGAAGAAGAAAAGACAGUCGCGGUAGGCGAAAAAGCAGAUCUUAUCGCAGCGUUCGCUGGGUGGAGUCCAUGCGUCCACAAUGUCAUCGACCUCUUCCCAGAAAAACUAGACAAAUGGGCCAUUUUCGAUCUGUGGCAGUAUCCAGCACCAUACUAUAGCAAGGGAAGAAUCUGCCUUGCGGGAGAUGCUGCACAUGCAUCCAGCCCACAUCAUGGAGCUGGAGCGUGUAUGGGUAUCGAGGAUAGUCUGUGUCUUACCACCUUGUUCAAGGAGGUGAACCGGACGAUACAGGAGGACCCAGCAGUAAAGCAACAUGCGCUGAUAACAGCUUUUGAGACGUUUGAUACUGUGCGACGCACUCGCAGCCAGUGGCUGGUCAAUAGUAGUCGGCGGGCUUGUGAUUUCUAUCAUCAGCCUGAGUGGGCGGAGAAGGAUAAGUGGGUGAAAGCGCAGACUUGCUUUGAGGAGCUGAAGGAUCGAUCGCACAAGAUUUGGUAUUUUGACUACGAGGGUAUGGUUGAUGAUACCAUUCAAGGUUAUAGGGAGAAUGUGCUGUUAUCGGACGGAUCGGGUAGUGAAGUUUAA